AUGGCUUCUGAACACAAGGGAGAAGUGGAGGAUCCGAUGCAGACCAUCAAAGAUCUGACAUCAGGUGCUGUUGGAGGAAUUGCACAGGUUCUUCUUGGACAACCCUUCGAUAUUGUCAAAGUUCGAUUGCAAACGACGACGCAUUAUUCUAAUGCCUUGGACUGUGCUACAAAGAUAUUUGCGAAAGAGGGCCCACUCGCAUUCUACAAAGGGACACUGACCCCAUUGAUUGGUAUCGGCGCAUGCGUAAGCGUUCAAUUUGGAGCGUUUCAUGAAGCCCGUCGCUAUUUCGAAAGAAUGAAUGCCCAGAAGGGAUCAAAGGAUCCUCAUCUAUCUUACUCUCAGUAUUACUUGUCUGGUGCUUUUGCAGGAAUUGUCAACUCCGUGAUUUCUGGCCCGAUUGAACACGUCCGUAUCAGGCUCCAAACCCAACCUCAUGGAGAAGGGAGACUUUAUAAUGGGCCUCUAGACUGUAUAAAGAAAUUGUCAUCUCAAGGAGGACUAUUCAAUGGCCUUUAUCGUGGAGAGGCGGUUACCAUUCUUCGUGAAGCGCAAGCGUAUGGAACUUGGUUCCUUUCCUUCGAGUACAUGAUGGACUGGGAAGCCAGGCGAACAAAUACCAAGCGUGAAGAUAUCCCUGCUUAUAAAAUAGCAGGAUAUGGUGGAUUGGCUGGUGAAAUGCUCUGGCUUUCAAGUUAUCCAUUCGAUGUGGUCAAGAGUAAAAUGCAGAGUGACGGUUUUGGGGAACAGCAGAGAUACAAAAACAUGAGAGACUGCUUUAGACAGACACUCGCACAGGAGGGGAUGGGAGGGUUUGUUAAAGGAAUUGCUCCAACUCUGCUUAGAGCUGCACCCGUGUCAGCUGGUACUUUUGCAGCUUUCGAACUCACCAAGAGAGCCUUGGGAUAA
Trichophyton rubrum CBS 118892 is the source of this 909-nucleotide messenger RNA. RefSeq lists its product as uncharacterized. The transcript is spliced from 5 exons. Gene Ontology annotation, biological process: mitochondrial L-ornithine transmembrane transport. Bases 1 to 909 code for a protein of 302 amino acids. NCBI's taxonomy places the organism in Eukaryota, Fungi, Ascomycota, Eurotiomycetes, Onygenales, Arthrodermataceae. Gene Ontology annotation, molecular function: L-ornithine transmembrane transporter activity. The record is from RefSeq and is a predicted model, not a curated record.